AUGCACAAAAGUACUACACUUAUGGGAAACCACUAUGACUUAAUCGUCUUGACGCCAUUCGAUGCUAAAUGCAUAGUAAUAGUAAUAAACUAUUGUCAGAGCUUCUGUGAAUAAACAGAUGCAAUAGCCUACUUUGACAGAAUCUGAGUUUCUCCAUCUUUCCUCCAUCCACUGUUCUUGUACCCUCCAGGAUCCAGACUGAGGGCGGAUGUGGCGGAGGUGCCCCCGCGGAUUGUCCACCACCCCUCAGAUGUGGUGGUCAAGGUAGGCAGCCCCGCCACCCUCUCCUGCCGCGCCGAUGGCACACCCGAGCCCUCCAUUGAGUGGCUCCGCAAUGGCCAGCCCCUGGAGAUGGACAAGAUGGACAGCCAAUCGCGGCCCAUUGUUCUGUCGGAGGGCAGCCUUUUUUUCCUCAGCGUGGUGCCAGGGAGGCGGAGUCAGUCACAUGAGGGCGUGUACACGUGCAUGGCAAGGAACAACGCAGGCAAGGCCACCAGCCGCAACGCCUCUCUCUAUAUCGCAGGUAAGACUGUGGGGAUGUCUUUCAAAUUAGAUGGACAUGCGUAUCUUGUUAUAAAUUCCAAGAUGCCAUGCAAAAAUAAUUGCACAGUAGGAUACCAUGUUAUAGAGAGGUCCCACUGUUAUAGAUCAUGUGAGUGAAGAGACUAUGUAACAGUCUCAGCAGUGUGCUAAUAAACCACUCAAGAGCUUGAUUGGCUGAAUCAGGUGUGUUUAUACUGAGAUGGAACCAAAGCCACACACAGCUGCCUUCCAGGACAAGGACUGAAAAACACUAUGCCAGAUGGAUGUGGAAAUCUGGCCUUAGAAUACAUUCUGUUGUCUUGGUUGGAUGGCUCUCUGUGGCUCCUACAUCCUGUCCCAUUCACUUUCUCUCUCCCUCCAUGCUGGUCUUAAAUGUGAUAUCAAGCUGAUAUAUGAUCCUUCAGGUCCAUGGGAAGCCCCCAGUAACCACAGACCCACAGACCACUGCUCCAGAGAGAAAGCGAGAGAUCGAGAGAGAGGUGUUGAGAUUGUCUGUGGGAUUACUGAGUAGAAUUAAAUGGGGUCCAAUAUCAAUGUUUACCCCACUCCCCAGGACAAACACUCUGCGAAUUUACCCCUGAUCCCCAGCCUCUGUUUGCACCCAAAAUAGGGUCACCCACAGACCACUGGAUUCCAGAGCUGGAUGGUAUAAUUAGUGGCUGAUUGACUUGUUGGGGGGAACUUCCCUGGAGCAGUACGUGGUGGAGACAUGGAGCCAUUGGGACAAUAAGCAGUGGCACUUUACUUUCGAUUGAGUUAUAGUAGCAGAUCGAUUGUGGUAUAGUUUGCGUUUAACCCUUAUUUAUCCAGGUUAGUCUCAUUAAGAUAAUUGUGCAAUCGUGACCUUGAGUUCAAGAAUACCCUUAAUACAUUUUUAAGAAGUCCAGCCUUGGAUCAUUCCUUGAUAAAGAGUGCUGAUAUUCUACUAGUAGUUUAUGGCACUAGACCAUUGUAACCAUACGUGUGACCAAGCAGACACCAAAUACUUUUUGUCUCAUGAUUCCAUGUGGUGUCCCAAUGUAAUACCUAUGUUAUGACAUCAGUGAAGUUUUAAACAGGCAUCCUAAACGUGUGGUAAUAUAUACAUGCAAGGUGAAAAGGCCAUUGUCUCUGUCCUUUUGGAUAUAAUGGAAGGGACCUCCUUAGACCUUCAACUGAAAUGGUUCACAGUGACUCUAAACGAUUGAGUAAACAUGACUUGUUCCUGUAAAGAGGUCAGGCUUGUCUAUCAUGUACUUGUGCUUAUGUCACUGUAGACAGGUCAAGUUUGCUCUAUGAAUUGUUAGGGACCUGGACAAAAGCACUGUGUAUUCCGUGUGUAGAAUAUCUUUAUAUUUAGAGCUGUGCGAUGUGGUCCAAAAUGUAUAGUAUGGUGUGGUAAUGGUACUGUGAAAUAAGCCUUCAUUAUAAGCCUUGCUAGUUUUUGGUUGUCAGAACUCAAAUUUGUGGGAAGCCAAGUCAAGCAGGCAGUGAUGCGUGUUGUGCUGGCCACAUGUUUCCCAGGCAAUGUUUAUGAACUACAGGCUUGUAGACUGACUUUGACGUUGUCAUGCAAUGUAAUGUUAUGGCCUUGUGCACCAGCUAGUCUCAGACCCACUGUUUAUGAAUGGACGAACCUCUGUGUGUUCUUUCAGCUCUGCGUGAGGACUUCCGAGUGAAGCCCAGUGAUGUGGAGGUGGCUGUGGGGGAGGUGGCCGUGAUGAACUGCAGCCCGCCGGUGGGCCACCCCGAGCCCAAUGUCACCUGGAGAAAAAACGGGGUCCCCAUCAACAACACCGACCCGCACUUCACUGUGAGACCUCCUUUAUAACAUAGCUACAUGCCUUGUAGGGGUUUGUAUGGUUUUUUAAACGGGAAAUUGACAAUGGGACAGUUGUCAGUCUGUGCAUUUCAGUGCACUAAAUGUAUUUUCAAGACACUGGUUUUUCCAUAUCGUAAUGAAUUUGUUGAACUUCAAAUAAUUUUCAAUGGUGGCAGGAGUUGAAAUUCAUACUGUUUUGAAUACUUAUUUCUCAAAUCAUGUCAGUGGUAUCACGAUAUUACCAAUAGAGGGCACUGUUGUACAACAUUUUGAUUAAAACCACAGGCUGCUUCAUACAUUUUCCUCCAUUUUAAUAAAAGAGGACCUUGGAUGAAAAACAACCCCCCAAAAAAUCAUCACCAUUUAUGUUCUGCACUAAAACUUUUUUAACUCUAUGUGGUUGCUCCCCAUGUGACCUAUAGGAACUGAAUGGGAAGUUGAUCAUCGCCCCAGCCCAUAAGAAUGACUCUGGCGUGUACAUCUGUGUGGCCUCUAACACUGUGGGAGUAAGAGAGAGCAGGGCCGCCCGCCUGUCUGUCCUAGGUAAGAUGAACCCUGACCCCAUGUACAGUACCAUUUUAGCAAUAACCUUUUUUACACUGCUGAGCCAAGCUGUACUUCGCUGGCCUGAUUAUGCAUCCACCAUAGUUGCUGGAACGAUGCUGGAAAUGAAAAUGUGAAAAGAACAGAGUCCGCUCUGUACAGUUUGGGUCGGCACAACAGUGUGAAAAAGGUAUGUCAAUGUUUGCUAUUGAUAAAAGGGAUGGCAUGGAAUUGAAUGCUUAGAAAUAUGAUAUGAAUAACCAUUAUUUGUGUAUUUGCCCAUGCUUUCUCCAUCCCCAGCCAAGCCAGUGUUGGUGCUGAAGCCUCAGGAUGUGUCGGUGUUGACGGGGGAGUCUGCCCAGUUCUACUGCGAGGCUAAAGGAGACCCCAUGCCUGCUGUGGAGUGGAGCCGCGAGCAGGGCCCUCUGCCCAACGGCAGGUCUGAUUCUUGAUGCAACAAAAAAAAGCUUUAUUGUCCAUUAAAUCUACACUAACAACUGUCCUUGACAUGAGGUGCAUAUCUUGACAUGAGGUAUACAGUAUAUGUAACAUUAAAAAACAAUGACAUAAGACAUUGAACAUGUAUUACAACAUGGGGUUUGUAUGCAUGACUGUAAGUAGCUUUGGAUAAAAGCGUCUGCUAAAUGGCUUAUAUUAUUAUAUACAGGAGGUCCAAAAGUAUUUGGACGGUGACAAUAUUUAUAUUUUUGGCUCUGUACUCCAGCACUUUGGAUUUGCAAUGAUACAAUGACUAUGAGGUUAAAGUGCAGACUGUCAGCUUUAAUUUGAGGGUGAACCGUUUAGAAAUUACAGCACUUUUUGUACAUAGUCCCCCUGUUUUAAGGAACCAAAAGUAUUUUAACAAAUUCACUUACAUUAUGUGUAUUCAAGUAGUCAAAAGUAUUGGGGUUAUGAUCUUUGUGCCUCUUUGAGCUACUCCUUAGCACAGUCAGUACAUGUGUCAUGAAAUGCAUUAUUACUAUACAAUAAUAUUAAUAAUAAUAUGUAAUUCUUUGAUUUCUAAUAAUUUCAUACAGUUGCUAUAGUGAAUGUUGUGUUGGUUGCUGUGUCAUGUCUGUAGGUAUCUAGUGAAUCCUGACCAGAGCCUCCAGAUCCACUACGUGACACCACAGGAUUCUGGGAGGUACACCUGUACAGCUGUCAACGACAUGGGGGUGGUCACUGCCAGCGCACAGCUCCUGGUGGAGGGUAAGAGCGCUUAGCUUGGGCCUUCACCACUACAUCUAUGUGUUGUGUAUUUGUUGAAUGUGUAAUGUUCAGUGUUUAUUUUGUAUACAGCAGUACUGUGUGUCUAAAACAAUUUCCCCCUGAGGGAAAUUAAAGUUGAUCCUGUCCUAUCCUAUUUACUUACAGCUAGAAUAGUAUGUAUUUCUUUCUCCCAAGGGAACACCGCAAACUCUACUGGAAUGCAAAACAAGGAUCAUAUUAUUCACGAUACUUGCAGCAGGAUGUAUCACAAACAAAAACCUGACUUUUUAUUUUUUAUGAUGUUCGUGAGAUGGUGGCGGAAAUUAGUGUGGUUCUAAAGUAAACUGUUUUUAGGAUCACUAUGGGACUUUAUUUUGUUACAUGGAGUUUAGUUUGUGUCAAUUUCAGUGCCAGUAGGGAACUUCAAUUUAUGUACUUCAAAGUGUACAAAAUUAUUUUCUAUGAAGAUUUUUCUCCCUCCUUCACAGAAGCUGCAAGCACCAGACAGAGGGACCUUCACAGAGAGUUGUCGGCCCUGCGCAUAGCUCUGGAGAAUGUGACGGUGCUGACUCCAAACUCCAACAUGUCCCAAGUGCAGUGGAAGGUACGGACAUCAGACACGUCACAUGGAGGCGCAUAUAUUACUAUGAAAACUGUUUGCACAUAACAGAUGACUGCAUCAAGAUGUUGAGAGAUCCCCCAGCUAACACUUCAAUAAGGAACUCCUAAUGUAAGGAAUUGACAUUUUGCUGAACUAAUUCAGGACUGCCAUUUUUUAUGUUUGUUUAGAACAUUAUUUUCAUGUCACAAACCACAUUUCCAUCCACAGUUGUUAUGCGAGUAAAGGCAUACCGUAUAUAAAAAAAAGAAUGACAGCUGUGAUGGAAACAGGAAGCUUCGGUACAAUUUUAUAAAUGCCGACAGAUCAUUUGUUAGUUCGACAUGGUGGGAUCUUUUUGUGUCUGUAAAAUCAGUUAUGCGAGAAAUGGUGGUGGAAACGCCUUUAUGCGCAAAUAUUUAUAUAAUAACCGUCAUAUUGAAGUAAACUUGGAGUCACGUGAUGAUAUGGUGUGUGGUCCUCCCACUCUGACUUGGGGAAACUAUGCAGUUUAUUAGGAUACAGAUUAAAUAAAUUAUGAUGAACUUCACUGGGUGGUGAAAGUGCACAGUGAUCUCGAUGCUCCUUUCCAAUAAAUAUUGAGGGUCUUAUUCUGGUGACAUGAUGAUCGAUGCUUGACUGCCGUUUGACGAAUACAAAUAUUCUCGCUCUUAUCCAUAAUAAUCUCAUCAUGUAGGCUAUCCUACCCGCACUGUAUCUGCGAACUUUAUUAGGAACAUGAAAACUUAGACUAAAAAGUUAAUUUUGUGUGCACUAUGUCAUCACACACUGAUUUUUAUCCGCAACAAGUCCAUUUGGUGGAAACACAACACUGGUGGGAAAAUGCGCAUAUUUCUUUAUGCAGAUUCUAGACUAGUCGCAUGAGAAUCUGUCACCAAUUGGAUGGAAACCUACCUACAGAUAACAUUCAAAGAAUGCAAAACUACUGGUCAUUUAACAAAGUUACCAGAAUGUUCAGUAAUUUUUGUAAUUAUCAGGUAAUCAAUGGCAAUACUAUCUAUGAAUACAUUUUGUAAGAUGUAUUCAUAGAUAGUAUUCAUUUUUUAUAUCUGCGUCCAUAUUGUCCAUGAGUUUCUAGUGGAUAUACCAUAUGGUUAAAGAGGGAUUAUAAACUGGGUAGGUCAAGCCCUGAGUGCUGAUUGGCUGACAGCAGUGGCAUAUCAGACCGUAUACCAAGGGUAUGACAAAACAUAUAUUUUUACUGCUCUAUUGCAUUGGUAACCAGUUUAUAAUAGCAAUAAGGCACCUCGGGUGUUUGUGGUAUAUGGCCAAUAUACCACGGCUAAGGGCUGUAUCCAGGCACUCCACGUUACGUUGUGCAUAAGAACAGCCCUUGGCUGUGGUAUAUUGGCCAUAUACCACACCCCCUCGGGCCUUAUUGCUUAAAUAGCCAAAUUAAUGAAAAAAGCAUCUAAUCAACAAUGGCAUUAUUUUCAAUGAACUUUGCAACUCUUCCAACUAUUGACUUUUUUCAUAACUGCCACCAGUUUGGCGGCAAAAGAUUUUCAACAAAAGACAUAUUGACAUAGUAAAGGAAAUAAAAGUGUAAAAAAAUAUAUAAAUAACAUUUCAUGUCGCAACCCUCAUAUUAAACACCAAUGGUAUUCACUAAGUUGAUGGUUUAUAUUUAGGAUAAUGUUUUACAGCUUUGUCAUUGUAUUUGUUAUUUUAAAAUAAUCUUAUUUGAUUAUUUUAUAUAUUCUACAUGAAAUAAGGCCACGCAGAAGGCUAUAGAUAAUUAGACACUUCUGAAGUUCCCAUUAGAUAAUCUGAAGUUCCCAAAAUGGCCACUGUCAUGUGAUACAAUUCCCCCCAAACCUGAAAGUUACCAAAGUUCUGGUAGUGUACUGAUAAAAUUUGAAAGUUACCAGUAAUAUACCCUCCCAUUGCAACUCUAGUUUCUACACUCCAAAAGGGCAUAUCUUAUUAUUGCUUGAUAACUGUGUCUUUCCUUUUUGUUCUGUUUAUUUCAGCUUCAGUCCUUCCCAACCCAGCCUCAAUACCUGGAUGGUUUCGAGGUCCUCUAUCGCUCUCUCUUGCCCGCCAGUUCGGACUGGGCUGCUAAGAGGGUGCCACUACCCAACUUUCAAACACUGGUCGGCCCGCUCAAGAGGGGCUACAAGUAUGAGUUCAAAGUGCGUCCCUACGGCAGCAGCUUGUACGGCCGCGAGAGCAACACCAGGCACCUGCGUGUACCUGAGACAGGUAAGGAAGGGUUCAAAACAGUUAGUUGGCUGUUAUCAACUGUAAACCAAAAAGUAUGUGAAUACAGUGGCUUGCGAAAGUAUUCACCCCCCUUGGCACUUUUCCUAUUUUGUUGCCAUACAACCUGGAAUUAAAAUUAAUUUUUUUGGGGGGUAGGGUUGUAUCAUUUGAUUUACACAACAUGCCUACCACUUUGAAGAUGCAAAAUAAUUUUUUUGUGAAACAAACAAGAAAUAAGACCAAAAAACAGAACUUGAGCGUGCAUAACUAUUCAACCCCCGAAAAUCAAUACUUUGUAGAGCCACCUUUUGCAGCAAUUACAGCUGCCAGUAUGAAAAUGUAUGCACUCACUAACUGUAAGUCGCUCUGGAUCUGAGCGUCUGCUAAAUGACUAAAAUGUAAAUGUAAAUGUAAAAGUCUCUUGGGGUAUGUCUCUAUAAGCUUGGCACAUCUAGCCACUGGGAUUUUUGUCCAUUCCUCAUGGCAAAACUGCUCCAGCUCCUUCAAGUUGGAUGGGUUCCGCUGGUGUACAGCAAUCUUUAAGUCAUACAACAGAUUCUCAAUUGGAUUGAGGUCUGGGCUUUGACUAGGCCAUUCCAAGACAUGUAAAUGCUUCCCCUUAAACCACUCGAGUGUUGCUUUAGCAGUAUGCUUAGGGUCAUUGUCCUGCUGGAAGGUGAACCUCCGUCCCAGUCUCAAAUCUCUGGAAGACUGAAACAGGUUUCCCUCAAGAAUUUCCCUGUAUUUAGCGCCAUCCAUCAUUCCUUCAAUUCUGACCAGUUUCCCAGUCGCUGCCAAUGAAAAACAUCUCCACUGCAUGAUGCUGCCACCACCAUGCUUCACUGUGGGUAUGGUGUUCUCGGGGUGAUGAGAGAAGUUGGGUUUGCGCCGGACAUUGUGUUUUCCUUGAUGGCCAAAAAGCUCAAUUUUAGUCUCAUCUGACCAGAUUACCUUCUUCCAUGUGUUUGGGGAGUCUCUAAUAUGCCUUUUGGUGAACACCAAACGUGUUUGCUUAUUUUUUUCUUUAAGCAAUGGCUUUUUUCUGGCCACUCUUCCAUAAAGCCCAGCUCUGUGGAGUGUAUGGCUUAAAGUGGUCCUAUGGAUAGAUACUCCAAUCUCCACUGUGGAGCUUUGCAGCUCCUUCAGGGUUAUCUUUGGUGUCUUUGUUGCCUCUCUGAUUAAUUCCCUCCUUGCCUGGUCCGAGAGUUUUGGUGGGCGGCCCUCUCUUGGCAGGUUUGUGUCAUAUUCUUUCCAUGUUUUAAUAAUGGAUUUAAUGGUGCUCCGUGGGAUGUUCAAAGUUUCAGAUAUUUUUUUAUAACCCAACCCUGAUCUGUACUUCUCCACAACUUUGUCCCUGACCUGUUUGGAGAGCUCCUUGGUCUUCAUGGUGCCGCUUGCUUGGUGGUGCCCCUUGCUUAAUGGUGUUGCAGACUCUGGGGCCCUUCAGAACAGGUGUAUAUAUACUGAGAUCAUGUGACAGAUCAUGUGACACUUAGAUUGCACACAGAUGGACUUUAUUUAACUAAUUGUGUGACUUCUGAAGGUAAUUGGUUGCACCAGAUCUUAUUUAGGGGCUUCAUAGCAAAGGGGGUGAAUAAAUAUAUGCACGCACCACUUUUCCGUUAUUUAUUUUUUAGAAUAUCUUGAAAUAAGUUAUUUUUUUCAUCACACUUCACCAAUUUGGACUAUUUUGUGUAUGUCCAUUACAUGAAAUCCAAAUAAAAAUCAAUUUAAAUUACAGGUUGUAUUGCAACAAAAUAGAAAAAACGGCAAGGGGGAUGAAUACUUUUGCAAGGCACUGUAUACUGUAGGUGUGUCUUUGGAGACUGUAGCUCAGGAGUAGUCCAACUUUAUUGAAUAAAUAAAAUCAAUAUGAAGAUUAAAAAACAAUGAUUUGAAUCAAGAUGGGUCAUGUUUUUACACAUGUAUUGUUACACUCCAUCUUCCCGCAGUGCCUAACGCCCCACCUCAGGUUGUCUCCAUAACGAUGGCCCCUGACCACAAUGACACGGUCCAUGUGACCUGGGAGCCUCCACCCCACGAAGCUCACAACGGCAUCAUCCAGGGAUACCAGGUAAGAACAAGAUGGCUACCUACACCUUUACCUUGUAUCUAUGCCUGAAAAAUCUAGCACCAAGCAUUCUUGUAUGCUCCACAAUGUGUUUUAUGACACGUUUGAGAGCAUGCAAGAAAUUCUAGGGUGAGUUUUUUUCUCUAUAUGCCUGACAUUAUGUAAAGUUUUGAAACAACCCUCUUUUUCAAUGACCUUGUACUAUUUUUAACAUAAUAAAUUCACAUUCACAAUUUAAUUAGACAUUGUGUUGAUAGGGGGUCCUCUGCAACCCUGGUGUGCAAGCUUUUGUUCAACUGCAAAAUAACUGAUUCAACUAAGCAGUCCUGAUAGAAGAAGACCAUGAUAAUAUGAAUCAAAGGUGUGCUGGGCUGGAACAAAAGCCUGCUGUCCCUGACCAGAGUUUCAUAGUACCUCUGCUGUGGAAUCAAGUGCACCUGCACGCGCGCACACACACACGCACACACACAGUUCUCUGUAAUGCAUCCCUGGUUCCCUCUUUGAGCUCUGUGUGUGCGUUUGUCCUGUCUAGUUGUGGUGUGUGCAGUCGGAGGAGCAGCAGUACCUGAACUGGACAGUGGACAGUGGGACCCACAGUCUGGAAAUAAACCCUCUGUACCCGGGAAAAGAGUACUGGGUCCAGGUGGCAGCGGUCAACGGAGCUGGCGUCGGGGUGCAGAGUGACCCCCAUAGACUGGUCAUAGGUCAGUGACAACACGCCACAGAUAUCUGUAUGGUCAACCAAAGACCACAGGGUUACGAAACCUUACAUAAAACAAGACUGCAAUAGUAGAUUCGUGCAAUUUGCAGUCCAGUUUAUUGAAAGCGUCAAUGUGGGUUGGAAGGUUUGAAGAUUAAUUAAACAGAUGUGUGUAACAUUGUAUGUGUUAGUGUCAGUGGUGGAAAAACAACCCAAUUUUCAUACUUGAGUAAAAGUAACGAUGCAUUUAUAGAAAAUGACUCAAGUAAAAGUGAAAGUCAGCCAGCAAAUACUACUUGAGUAAAAGUCUAAAAGUAUUUGGUUUUAAAUAUACUUCAGUAUCAAAAGUAAAUGUAAUUGCUAAAAUAUACUUAAGUAUCAAAAGUGAAGGUACCUGGAAUAGUAUAACAGUAAUCCUUCUACCCCUCACCCCCCCAUGCCUUUUGGCGAAAAUCAAACGUGUUUGCUUAUUUUUUUCUUUAAGCAAUGGCUUUUUUCUGGCCACUCUUCCAUAAAGCCCAGCUCUGUGGAGUGUACGGCUUAAAGUGGUCCUAUGGACAGAUACUUUGCAGCUCCAUCAGGGUUAUCUUUGGUGUCUUUGUUGCCUCUCUGAUUAAUGCCCUCCUUGCCUGGUCCGUGAGUUUUGGUGGGAGGCCCUCUCUUGGCAGGUUUGUUGUGGUGCCAUAUUCUUUCCAUUUUUAAAUAAUGGAUUUAAUGGUGCUCCGUGGGAUGUUCAAAGUUUCUGAUAUUUUUUUAUAACCCAAGCCUGAUCUGUACUUCUCCACAACUUUGUCCCUGACCUGGUGGAGAGCUCCUUUGUCUUCAUGUUGCCGCUUGCUUGGUGGUGCCCCUUGCUUAGUGGUGUUGCAGAAUCUGGGGCCUUUCAGAACAGGUGUAUAUAUACUGAGAUCAUUACAUUUACAUUUUACAUUUUAGUCAUUUAGCAGACGCUCUUAUCCAGAGCGACUUACAGUUAGUGAAUACAUAUAUAUAAAUAAAUAAAAAUUAUACUGGCCCCCCGUGGGAAUCGAACCCACAACCCUGGCGUUGCAAACGCCAUGCUCUAUCAACUGAGCUACAUCCCUGCCGGCCAUUCCCUCCCCUACCCUGGACGACGCUGGGCCAAUUGUGCGCCGCCCAUGAGUCUCCCGGUCGCGGCCGGCUGCGACAGAGCCUGGAUCAUGUGACAGAUCAUGUGACACUUACAGUGGGGGAAAAAAGUAUUUAGUCAGCCACCAAUUGUGCAAGUUCUCCCACUUAAAAAGAUGAGAGAGGCCUGUAAUUUUCAUCAUAGGUACACGUCAACUAUGACAGACAAAUUGAGGAAAUAAAAUCCAGAAAAUCACAUUGUAGGAUUUUUAAUGAAUUUAUUUGCAAAUUAUGGUGGAAAAUAAGUAUUUGGUCACCUACAAACAAGCAAGAUUUCUGGCUCUCACAGACCUGUAACUUCUUCUUUAAGAGGCUCCUCUGUCCUCCACUCGUUACCUGUAUUAAUGGCACCUGGUUGAACUUGUUAUCAGUAUAAAAGACACCUGUCCACAACCUCAAACAGUCACACUCCAAACUCCACUAUGGCCAAGACAAAAGAGCUGUCAAAGGACACCAGAAACAAAAUUGUAGACCUGCACCAGGCUGGGAAGACUGAAUCUGCAAUAGGUAAGCAGCUUGGUUUGAAGAAAUCAACUGUGGGAGCAAUUAUUAGGAAAUGGAAGACAUACAAGACCACUGAUAAUCUCCCUCGAUCUGGGGCUCCACGCAAGAUCUCACCCCGUGGGGUCAAAAUGAUCACAAGAAUGGUGAGCAAAAAUCCCAGAACCACACAGGGGGACCUAGUGAAUGACCUGCAGAGAGCUGGGACUAAAGUAACAAAGCCUACCAUCAGUAACACACUACGCCACCAGGGACUCAAAUCCUGCAGUGCCAGACGUGUCCCCCUGCUUAAGCCAGUACAUGUCCAGGCCCGUCUGAAGUUUGCUAGAGUGCAUUUGGAUGAUCCAGAAGAGGAUUGGGAGAAUGUCACAUGGUCAGAUGAAACCAAAAUAGAACUUUUUGGUAAAAACUCCACUCGUCGUGUUUGGAGGCCAAAGAAUGCUGAGUGGCAUCCAAAGAACACCAUACCUACUGUGAAGCAUGGGGGUGGAAACAUCAUGCUUUGGGGCUGUUUCUCUGCAAAGGGACCAGGACGACUGAUCCGUGUAAAGGAAAGAAUGAAUGGGGCCAUGUAUCGUGAGAUUUUGAGUGAAAACCUCCUUCCAUCAGCAAGGGCAUUGAAGAUGAAACGUGGCUGGGUCUUUCAGCAUGACAAUGAUCCCAAACACACCGCCCGGGCAACGAAGGAGUGGCUUCGUAAGAAGCAUUUCAAGGUCCUGGAGUGGCCUAGCCAGUCUCCAGAUCUCAACCCCAUAGAAAAUCUUUGGAGGGAGUUGAAAGUCCGUGUUGCCCAGCGACAGCCCCAAAACAUCACUGCUCUAGAGGAGAUCUGCAUGGAGGAAUGGGCCAAAAUACCAGCAACAGUAUGUGAAAACCUUGUGAAGACUUACAGAAAACGUUUGACCUGUGUCAUUGCCAACAAAGGGUAUAUGACAAAGUAUUGAGAAACUUUUGUUAUUGACCAAAUACUUAUUUUCCACCAUAAUUUGCAAAUAAAUUCAUUAAAAAUCCUACAAUGUGAUUUUCUGGAUUUAUUUUUCUCAUUUUGUCUGUCAUUUUUGACGUGUACCUAUGAUGAAAAUUACAGGCCUCUCGCAUCUUUUUAAUCGGGAGAACUUGCACAAUUGGUGGCUGACUAAAUACUUUUUUUCCCCACUGUAGAUUGCACACAGGUGGACUUUAUUUAACUAACUAUGUGACUUCUGAAGGUAAUUGGUUGCACCAGAUCUUAUUUAGGGGCUUCAUAGCAAAGGGGGUGAAUACAUAUGCACGCACCACUUUUCCGUUAUUUAUUUUUUAGAAUAUUUUGAAAUAAGUAAUUUUUGUAAUUUCACUUAACCAAUUUGGACUAUUUUGUGUAUGUUCAUUACAUGAAAUCCAAAUAAAAAUCCAUUUAAAUUAGAAAUUACAGGUUGUAAUGCAACAAAAUAGGAAAAAUGCCAAGUGGAAUGAAUACUUUUGCAAGGCACUGUAUAUAUAUAUAUAUAUAUAUACAGUGAGGGAAAAAAGUUUUUGAUCCCCUGCUGAUUUUGUACGUUUGCCCAAUGACAAAGACUUGAUCAGUCUGCUGUGGGGGUGCUUUGCUGCAGGUGCACUUCACAAAAUAGAUGGCAUCAUGAGGAAAUAAAAUUAUGUGGAUAUAUUGAAGCAACAUCUCAAGACAUCAGUCAGGAAGUUAAAGCUUGGUCGCAAAUGGGUCUUCCAAAUUGACAAUGACCCCAAGCAUACUUCCAAAGUUGUGGAAAAAUGGCUUAAGGACAACAAAGUCAUGGUAUUGGAGUGGCCAUCACAAAGCCCUGACCUCAAUCCUAUAGAAAAUGUGUGGGCAGAACUGAAAAAGUGUGUGCGAGCAAGGAGGCCUACAAACCUGACUCAGUUACACCAGCUCUGUCAGGAGGAAUGGGACAAAAUUCACCCAACUUAUUGUGGAAGGCUACCCGAAACAUUUGACUCAUGUUAAACAAUUUAAAGGCAAUGCUACCAAAUACUUCUGACCCACUGGGAAUGUGAUGAAAUAAAUAAAAGCUGAAAUAAAUCAUUCUCUGUACAAUUAUUCUGACAUUUCACAUUAUUAAAUAAAGUGGUGAUCCUAAAUGACCUAAGAAAGGGCAUUUUUACUAGGAUUAAAUGUCAGGAAUUGUGAAAAACUGAGUUUAAAUAUAUUUGGCUAAGGUGUAUGUAAACCUCCGACUUCAACUGUAUAUAUAUAUAUAUAUAUAUAUGUACAUACGCUACCAGUCAAUAGUUGACCUACUCAUUCAAGGGUUUUCCUUUAUUUUUACUAUUUUCUACUUUGUAAAAUAAUAGUGAAACCAUAACAACUAUGAAAUAACACAUAUGGAAUCAUGUAGUAACCAAAAAAGUGUUUUAUAUUUUAUAUUUGAGAUUCUUCAAAGUAGCCACCCUUUGCCUUGAUGACAGCUUUGCACACUCUUGGCGUUCUCUCAACCAGCUUCAUGAGGUAGUCACCUGGACUGCAUUUAAAUUAACAGGUGUGCCUUCUUAAAAGUUAAUUUCUGGACUUUCCUUCUUAAUGCAUUUGAGCCAAUCAGUUGUGCUGUGACAAGAUAGGGGGGGAUACAGAAGAUAGCCCUAUUUGGUAAAAGACCAAGUCCAUAUUAUGGCAAGAACAGCUCAAAUAAGUAAAGAGAAACGGCAGUCCAUCAUUACUUUAAAACAUGACGGUCAGUCAAUCCGGAAAAUGUCAAGAAUUUUGAACGUUUCUUCAAGUGUAGUCGCAAAAACCAUCAAGCGCUAAGAUGAAACUGGCUCUCAUGAGGACCGCCACAGGAAAGUAAGACCCAGAGUUACCUCUGCUGGAGAGGAUAAGUUCAUUAGAGUUACCAGCCUCAGAGUUCAAGUAACAGACACAUCUCAACAUCAACUGUUCAGAGGAGACUGUGUGAAUCAGGCCUUCAUGGUCGAAUUGCUGCAAAGAAACCACUACUAAAGGACACCAAUAAGAAGAAGAGACUUAUUUAGAAUUCAAGGCACACUUAACCAGCAUGGCUACCACAGCAUUCUGCAGCGAUAUGCCAUCCCAUCUGGUUUGGGCUUAGUGGGACUAUCAUUUGUUUUUCAACAGGACAAUGACCCAACACACCUCCAGGCUGUGUAAGGGCUAUUUUACCAAGAAGGAGAGUGAUGGAGUGCUGCAUCAGAUGACCUGGUCUCCACAAUCCACGACCUCAACCAAAUUGAGAUGGUUUGGAAUGAGUCGGACCGCAGAGUGAAGGAAAAGCAGCCAACAAGUGCUCAGCAUAUGUGGGAACUCCUUCAAGACAGUUGGGAAAGCAUUCCAGGUGAAGCUGGUUGAGAGAAUGCCAAGAGUGUGCAAAGCUGUCAUCAAGGCAAAGGGUGGCUAUUUGAAGAACACUUUUUUGGUUAUUACAUGAUUCCAUAUGUGUUAUUUCAUAUAUUUGAUGUCUUCACUAUUAUUCUACAAUGUAGAAAAUAGUAAAAAUAAAGAAAAACCCUUUAAUGAGUAGGUGUUUCCAAACUAUUGACUUGUAGUGUAUAUACCCACAUUGUCAAUCGUGUGUGAUAGUGUUUCCAUCUAUCAUGAUCUCUGUCUCUGCAUUAUUUUAUUUCUGUCUGUCUGUCUCUUUUCUUCUCUCUCGGAGGAGAGAGAGGAGAGAGAAGGAGAAGAGGGAAAGAGAGAGAGAGAGCGGAGGAGAGAGAGAGCGAGAGAGCGCGAGAGAGAGCGCGAGAUAGAGAGAGAUCGAGAGACAACAAAAGAUCUCCCAAAAACUCUACACCCCACCCCCCCCCCCCACCCCCCCCCACCCCCUCCCACCCCCCCCCCCCCCCCCCCACCCCCUCUCUCUCGCUUCUCUCCUCUCUCUCGCUCUCUCUCUCCUCUCUCUCCUCUCUCUCGCUCUCUCACUGUGAGUGUGUUUUAAUUUCUUUAUGUCUUUUUUUUUUUUUCCUACCCUCCCUCUUCCAGACUCCCCGAGGUUCGGGGCCCCCCAGUCAGACGGCCCCAUUAGGGACCUGUCUCAGGUCCUGUCUGUGCUGAGGGACCCAGUGUUCAUCGGAAGCGUUGGCGCCCUCCUGUGGUGCGUCCUAAUGGUGAUGGCCGUCUGCCUGUACCGCCGUCACACCCGACCCGGCGACCACCUGGGACGAGGCCAAGGCAAGGCUAAAGGUCUGUCUGGGCUGGAAGUGGGGGCUAGCUUAUUUGUUGUAUCUUUAGCAUAGCAUAAGCUUAGCAUAGGUUAUCUUAGCAUGGAUAUGUCAUGCUAUGCUGAUCAACUGUGUUGUUAUGGGUACGUAAUUAGCGUUAGCUGCUAAUCAGGUUUUAAUGUGUGAGUAUUAUUUGGCUAAAACAAGAGAGGUUGUGGCUAUUUGAUGUGUAACUAGAGGUUUUACCCCGCACAAGGUUGUAUAGUAGCAGGCAUACUUUUACUUACAUAGGUUGGUUUUUACUUUUGACUUUGUCUCAUCAUUCAAGGUAAAAUGCUAUAUGAGAAUUUAUAUCAAGGAUACUUUAGCAUCUAUAUCAUUGUAGUGUUAAAUGACAGGAUUACCAUUAACAUCUCCAAUGUUCCUGUAUAAGCUGUGAUACCUCAUUGUGAAAUCAACCAGACUAAGUGACUGUUACUCUGGGUUUUGCAGGUUUGUACAGGUUGGCCAGUGAAGACCUCAUCAUCAAACACAGGUAGGUGGAAGACAAAGAGUGUGGCUCAUUGAAAAGGAUUUCACUACUGUCACGCCCUGGCUCUGGGACUCUGUUAUGUUGAGCCAGGGUGUGUUGUUUCUUUGUGUUUUGUGUGCUAGGGUGAUAUUCUAGUGCUUGUGUUUCUAUGUUGGCCGGGGUGGUUCUCAAUCAGAGGCAACCUGAAUCAGCUGUUGCUUAUUGUCUCUGAUUGGGAACCAUACUUAGGCAGCCGUUUGAGCAUUGUCAUGUGUGGGAUCUUGUUCCGUAUGGUUUGUGUUGUAACCAAGGACUUCACGUUUCGUAUCGUUUGUUGUUUUGUUCGUGUGGUGUUCUCUAAAUAAUAAAGUAUGUUCACAUUCCACGCUGCGCAUUGGUCCACUUCUCAAGACGAUCGUGACAGAAGAUCCCACCAUAACUGGACCAAGCAGCGUGUCCAGGAGCCAACGCCAGAGGUGACUCUGAAGGAUAUCAACCUCGACAGGGUCAAGCCGCGGGAGGAGGAGAGAGGCUGGACUUUGGAGCAGUGGAGCAAGAGUCUGGCGAGAGCCAUGGAGGCCUGGCCCAUGGGGAGGAGAGACGCCCAGAAUUUUUUUAGGGGGGGGCUCACGCCGUGGACGACGGGGCAGCAGGAGGCCGGGAUAGAGUGGUUCAGCGGGUUGGCAAAGGAGGCCGCCAGGUUACGGGAGUCACUGGUCACCAGGGGGAAGGAGAAUGUAGAGGCACGGCGAGAGGUACUGGGGUGUGUUGCCAGUCCGGUCCGGCCCGUUCCUGAUCCCCGCGUAGGGCCAUGGUGUGUGUUCCCAGUAUGGUCCGGCUUGUUCCUGUCCCUCGCACCGAGCCUGUGGUGCGCGUCGUCAGCCCGGUCCGGCCUGUUCCUGCUCCCCGCACCAAGCCAGUGGUGCGCUUCGUCAGCCCGGUUCGGCCCGUCCCUGCUCCCCGCACCAAGCCUGUGGUGCGCGUCGUCAGCCCGGUCCGGCCUGUUCCUGCUCCCCGCACCAAGCCAGUGGUGCGCUUCGUCAGCCCGGUUCGGCCCGUCCCUGCUCCCCGCACCAAGCCUGUGGUGCGCGUCGUCAGCCCGGUCCGGCCUGUUCCUGCUCCCCGCACCAAGCCAGUGGUGCGCUUCGUCAGCCCAGUUCGGCCCGUCCCUGCUCCCCGCACCAAGCCUGUGGUGCGCGUCGUCAGCCCGGUCCGGCCUGUUCCUGCUCCCCGCACCAAGCCUGUGGUGCGCUUCGUCAGCCCGGUUCGGCCCGUCCCUGCUCUCCGCACCAAGCCAAUGGUGCGCGUCGUCAGCCUGGUCCGGCCCGUCCCUGCUCCCCGCACCAAGCCUGUGGUGCGCGUCGUCAGCCCGGUCCGGCCUGUUCCUGCUCCCCGCACCAAGCCUGUGGUGCGCUUCGUCAGCCCGGUUCGGCCCGUCCCUGCUCUCCGCACCAAGCCAAUGGUGCGCGUCGUCAGCCUGGUCCGGCCCGUCCCUGCUCCCCGCACCAAGCCUGUGGUGCGCGUCAUCAGUCCGGCACAGCCCGUGCCUGUUCCACCGGUGCCUGGUCCGGCACCGGUCAGCUGCUCCACUCCGGAGCUAGAGCAAUCCGCUCCACCAGUGUUCAGUCCAGCUCCGGCCAGCAGGGCCAGACCGGACCAGGGGCGCUUUGAGGGGUUUGUGGGAGGGUGGGGGUCAAGCCCAGAGCCGGAACCGCCUCCGGGGAGGAAUGCCCACCCGGCCCUACCCUGUUCGGUUUAUGUUUGGCGCGGUCGCAGUCCACGCCUUUGGGGGGGGGGUACUGUCACGCCCUGGCUCUGGGACUCUGUUAUGUUGAGCCAGGGUGUGUUGUUUCUUUGUGUUUUGUGUGCUAGGGUGAUAUUCUAGUGCUUGUGUUUCUAUGUUGGCCGGGGUGGUUCUCAAUCAGAGGCAACGUGAAUCAGCUGUUGCUUGUUGUCUCUGAUUGGGAACCAUACUUAGGCAGCCGUUUGGGCAUUGUCAUGUGUGGGAUCUUGUUCCGUAUGGUUUGUGUUGUAACCAAGGACUUCACGUUUCGUAUCGUUUGUUGUUUUGUUCGUGUGGUGUUCUCUAAAUAAUAAAGUAUGUUCACAUUCCACGCUGCGCAUUGGUCCACUUCUCAAGACGAUCGUGACAACUACUUUUUGUUUUGUAAUAAAUAAAUGUAUAAUAUGAUCGGAUCCACUGUAUGUGCCUCCUAGUUUUGCCAUUUUAACCAUACCCAAUACAUGGGAUUGACCUACUGACUGACUGACUGACUGAUUGACCUGUGUCUCUGCAGAAUGGCGGCCCCAGACUCACCGUGGAUCUCGGGUGCGUGGAGACCGGCCCAGAGUGGCGAGACGUACCAGGGCACAUGGGCUCAGAGCCAGGAGAACCUAGGCUUCAGGAAGACCAGUGAGUUCUGCUUUACAGCUUGUCUAGAAUCAGUUAAUCCUACCACAGUUCUUAAUAUAAGCGUUAAUAGUUGGAUAUAAAAGACUGGCCCUGGACCAGUUGAUAAUGCAACUCAGUACUCAGUUAGUUUGCCCUGUGUGCUAAAAGUGUAAGCUUUUAACAUAGAUUUUUAGGUCUGAGGCUAUUCAUCUGCUACCUCUGCUAUUCAUUAUGGAAGCUCAGUUAACCACCUCUGCUAUGUAAACAAUACACUUGAUCCAGAAUUUCUCCAAUCUUAGAUCGAUAAUUUGUUUGACAACUCAAAAAUACAAUUCCAGCCACACAAGUGUAUGCACAGCAUUUAAAAUCCACACAAGUGGAAGCAAGCUUUUUAAAAUCCACACAAGUAGAAGCAAGCUUUUUAAAAUCCACACAAGUUGAAGCAAGCUUUUUAAAAUCCACACAAGUGGAAGCACAGCAUUUAAGAUAAUUGAGGAUAACAGAUAGUGGUCCUCUUCUUAUUCCAGCGUUGCCAAUCACAGCCAAGAAGGACCCCGGCUCCCUGGACUCGGCUGUCCCUAUCGUGCCCGACAGCUGCGGUAUCUACGGGACGUUCUACGUGGACCUUACGGGCAACGGCCUCAAGACAUUCAACAGCCCCACCCGAUGCCCCAAGAGGCCCCACUGCCACACCUCCUCCUCCUCACACUCCUCCCAGUACAGCGCAGAGACGGUGCGCAUCUCCCAUCCUGCCACCACUGUCAAGACCACGCUGGUCACGGAUGGCCAGGCCCUGCCCCCAGCCCAGCCCAAGAUGGGCGUGCUCAAGGAAUCAUGGGAGAAGAAUUACAAACGAGGUGAUAGUCAAUGUGGCCUUCUUACAUGGUUUUGAUGUCUUUGCUAUUGGUGAACAUCGAUCUGUAGUUACUGUUCAGUCACAGACUUUGUCCCCUCCCCCAGAGCUCCAUGCGGUGAACAGCGCCCCCUUGGUGUCGUCGAGGAGCCAGGCGCUGGCUGUGAGGGGAGUGCCUUAUAAACAGAGGCUCAGCCACCUCCCACCAGGUAUUGUACUGUCAUCUUACACCACUCAUACCCUAAAGGCUUUUAAUUCUCAUGGACAAUUAGAACAAGUGUUUUCACUGUCCCCCAGGGUAUGUACGAUUUUGUUCUAUUCCAGCACUAGCACACCUGAUUAAACUAAUCAAGGGCUUGGAAAUUAGCUGCUUUUCUUAAAUCAGGUGUGUUAGUGCGGGGCUAGAACAAGUAUGUGCAACGCUGAUUGUUCCCUCAGGUAUGGAUGGUACAGAACCACUGCCCUUGACAGUUAUUGUUGUUGUUGUUGUUGUGUUGACCUUGGUGCCUGUGUGUAUUCUUCCUCCAGGUGGGCGCUCAGAGUGCAUCAAACCCCUGGCGUCACCCGGCAUCCUGCACUACUCAGCCUCACUGCACCUGGUGGACAUGCUGCCCACCCCGCCCCCGCUGCCCAUGGACGACACCACAGACACACACAGCCUCACCUCAGAGGAAGGGUACGGAACACACACACACAUGCAUGUACACACAAACAUAACCACAGACACACACACCCACACAGACACCCACAGACAUACACAUAGACAUUGGCAAGACUCCCCAAUCCCACUCCCGCUCUCUCCGUGCCACUGUUCAAGACGUCCUGACCCAUUCUCAAGACCAAGGAUACUUAUGAUGACUAACACUUACCACACAUGACACAUGAGAGAAUACUCAUCAAACUGAGCUCAAUAAAUUUACCAUCUGUUACAUCUUUCAUUGGCUGUAGCAUUAUAUUAAUAACUCCCCUGUAGUGUGUUGAUGAUUGGUGCUCUCAGAGACAUACUUCUGAACAAUAACCAAGGAUCAAAGGGUUCUUCAUCAUUUCUCCUUAUGGACCUUGUAUUUAGCCCCUUGAAUCAAUAAGACCAGUCAUCUACAGUACAUCUGAGCACAUGAGCAUCUAUGAGCCAUGUGUUUCUCACACUCUGCCACAGGGCUCCCUUGUUUACUUCCUGUUGACCUCUUCCUGACACCAAUCUAUCACAGCUUCUCCCAUUCCCCACUCUCUAAUGAGCCACUGCGCUCUGCUUCCCUCCAUUUCCUCUGCCAUUAUAGUAAAACCGUAUGGCCUGAAGUGGUUUCCUGUCUCCCGCUGGGGGAAAUGAUUGUACUUCCUCCUUUCUCUUAGCCCCGAUGACAGGGCCUUGACAAGGCUCUUAGAACGGCAACCAAGACGCACCAAUCAAAUGCCAAUUUACAUGACCAUGAAUGACAUGUAACCACAGUGUUAACAAAGAAAACUGCUCAAUUCAAGUUAUAGUACGACUAUAUUCUCUUGCAAGGAAUAGCACUAUUAUCACGAAAUAAAUGGGAAUUUCUUGUAACUACAGUACAUUUAGGCAACUAAGCACCAAGUGUGACUACCUGUGUGAUUUUCUCCUACACUAGAGUCUCAUUUUUGGCUUAUACCUAAUAUAAAUAAUAUACUAAUAUUUUGGCUUAAAGGCCCACUCUGUGAUUUAGCCAUUUUGUCAUUAAUGUAUGAUACACACGUUGAUUCUUGAAGAAUAUAACUUAUAAAUGUCUCAUGAAUUUAGUCUGAAGUAUUGGAAAUUACCGUCUGACCCUUUCUUCACACCUAGGUCCUGCAGGUCCAUUAAGCUGACAGUGGAUGCCGGGUCUCUCCAGUCUGUGUGUGCUGCGUCCGGUCUCCGCGGCCCCCCAUCCAACACCAACACCAUGGGCUGCCCCUCCUACAGCCGCCUGUCCACUGCCUCCUACUGCCUGUCAUUGGACGAGGAGCAGGACGUGACGAUGACCUCACAGGAAGUCACCCAGCACCUGGAGCUCAGCCCCAAAGCCGAGAGGCGCAGGUAGGUUUGCCGUGGAAACCUAGGGGUGGCAACCAUCGGAGAGUGAGAGGGUUACUGUCAGAGUCAUUGAUUGAGGGGCUAUGCUUUGACGCUAUCUAUUCUACUACAUCAAUUGAUAAGGGCUUUUAAAGACAACCAAAAUUAUUGUCAGUAAUAUUCAAUAUAAACUCAGCAAAAAAAGAAACGUCCUCUCACUGUCAACUGCGUUUAUUUUCAGCAAACUUAACAUCUGUAAAUAUUUGUAUUAACAUAACAAGAUUCAACAACUGAGACAUAAACUGAACAAGUUCCACAGACAUGUGACUAACAGAAAUGGAAUAAUGUGUCCCUGAACAAAGGGGGGGUCAAAAUCAAAAGUAACAGUCAGUAUCUGGUGUGGCCACCAGCUGCAUUAAGUACUGCAGUGCAUCUCCUCCUCAUGGACAUCACCAGAUUUGCCAGUUCUUGCUGUGAGAUUCCCGGACAUUUCUGGGGGGAAUGGCCCUAGCCCUCACCCUCCGAUCCAACAGGUCCGAGACAUGCUCAAUGGGAUUGAGAUCCAGGCUCUUCGCUGGCCAUGGCAGAACACUGACAUUCCUGUCUUGCAGGAAAUCACACACAGAGCGAGCAGUAUGGCUGGUGGCAUUGUCAUGCUGGAGGGUCAUGUCAGGAUGAGCCUGCAGGAAGGGUACCACAUGAGGGAGGAGGAUGUCUUCCCUGUAAUGCACAGCAUUGAGAUUGCCUGCAAUGACAAUAAACUCAGUCCGAUGAUGCUGUGACACACCGCCCCAGACCAUGACGGACCCUCCACCUCCAAAUCGAUCCCGCUCCAGAGUAAAGGCCUCGGUGUAACGCUCAUUCCUUCGACGAUAAAUGCGAAUCCGACCAUCACCCAUGGUGAGAGAAAACCGCGACUCGUCAGUGAAGAGCAUGUUUUGCCAGUCCUGUCUGGUCCAGCGACGGUGGGUUUGUGCCCAUAGGCAACGUUGUUGCCGGUGAUGUCUGGUGAGGACCUGCCUUACAACAGGCCUACAAGCCCUCAGUCCAGCCUCUCUCAGCCUAUUGCAGACAGUCUGAGCACUGAUGGAGGGAUUGUGCAUUCCUGGUGUAACUCGGGCAGAUGUUGUUGCCAUCCUGUACCUGUCCCGCAGGUGUGAUGUUCGGAUGUACCGAUCCUGUGCAGGUGUUGUUACACGUGGUCUGCCACUGCGAGGACGAUCAGCUGUCCGUCCUGUCUCCCUGUAGCGCUGUCUUAGGCGUCUCACAGUACGGACAUUGCAAUUUAUUGCCCUGGCCACAUCUGCAGUCCUCAUGCCUCCUUGCAGCAUACCUAAGGCACGUUCACGCAGAUGAGCAGGGACCCUGGGCAUCUUUCUUUUGGUGUUUUUCAGAGUCAGUAGAAAGGCCUCUUUAGUGCCUUAAUUGCCUACCGUCUGUAAGCUGUUAGUGUCUUAACGACCUUUCCACAGGUGCAUGUUCAUUAAUUGUUUAUGGUUCAUUGAACAAGCAUGGGAAACAGUGUUUAAACCCUUUACAAUGAAGAUCUGUGAAGUUAUUUGGAAUUUUACCAAUUAUCUUUGAAAGACAGGGUCCUGAAAAAGGGACGUUUCUUUUUUUGCUGAGUUUAUAUAUAGUCUCUUUAUUAGUAAAAUAGUGUUCGAUAUUACAAUAAUGUUUGUGUUGUUUUAGUACAGAAUUGCUUUACAGGGUAUCAGUAGUUUUUAUUUCAUUCACCUCUUACCUUACCUCACUUCCUGUUUCCAGCACAAUACUGGAGAAUCCUCCUUCCUCCUCCCUGUCCCGCCCCUUCUCCCCCACUCCCACCUUGGGCUACAUCUGUGGGCCCCUCCCCUCCAACCAACUGGAGGACGGGAUGACUGAUGACCAUGAGUCCCAGCCAAUGGGCUCCCGACGGUCCCGGCUCCAGAGCACACCCUUGUCGCUCUGCAGCGAAUGGGAGGGCUCGCUGUGGAAUGGCUGGGGAUCUGUGUCAGAGGGCAACAUGGCUAGCAGCACCCGCACCAGCCUCAUCAGCUCGUCGGACGGCUCAUUUAUGAACGAUGCCAAUUUUGCCCGCGUGCUGGCCACCAUGGCCGCAGAGUCCAUGAGUGGAGCCUCUUUCUCAGGCAAGACUACUGGAGAAAAGUUAUUCACACAUUAAUUAUAGGUCAUUCUUUAGCCAAUCAUACUUUAACAGCUUACUUGCGAUUGAGAUGUGUCUUGUCACCAACUACCACUAGGUGGUGGACUCUUACCAUACAAUCCUAAAAUGGUGCCUUGGAGUCUGAUUUACAACAGAUUCCUCUUUUACCUCUAGCCUCUAUGUGGUCAUCAAAUACUUGUGUAAGAAGAUUUUUUGGUGGACAUCUCAGGCUACAUCAGGGUUAUGUUUAUUAAUGAAUUGAACAUUGUCUAUAGUAUUUAACAACGACUUUACAACUCAUAAAUGGAAUUGUAGUUUAUUCCCUCGAGUAGCUGGUAGUGAAAUGGAAUUGACCACACGAUCGGGUGUCACCAGUUUUCCUUUGUGUAGCUUAUCGGCAUGCUCUGUAUCCACUGGGGAUGUAGCCUAGACUAGAGUUAAGCAGUGGUCUUGUAUUCAGGGAGGACUACAUGUGGGAAAUGUCAGUGGUUGUGUGGCCACUGAGACUGACCUAUGGGACAGAUAGAUGUGAUUGAGGUGAGAGUGUAUCUCACAGACACACACAGUGGAGAGUGUGUGUGUGUGUGUGUGUUGUGUGUGUGUGUUGUGUGCAAUUACUCAAGUGUGUGUGUGUCUGUGCGUGUGUGUGUGUGUUAGGUAUUUGGUGCACUCAGGAUUCAGGGGUGGCAACGGGCGAUUACUUAGGACCUCUCAGCAAAUUGAAGGUGCUAGCGAGCAAUCGUUCUCAGACUGUCAUUUAAUCAAUCACUCUGUCCUUUCUCCAAAUCUGCAGACGGCCGAUUCAACUUUAUUCCAUUUGCCCAAUUGUUAUUUUUAUUACAGGAGUGUUGCCACGGUGAAACAGAGUCCUGAUUGUGCAUUUUACAAAUAGGAUUGCUUAAGUGUGUGUGUGUGUGUGUGUGUGUGUGUGUGUGUGUGUGUGUGUGUGUGUGUGUGUGUGUGUGUGUGUGUGUGUGUGUGUGUGUGUGUGUGUGUGUGUGUGUGAGAGAGGAGAGUGAUCAAUCAAAGUAGUUGAUCAUCAAUUAGGAUUUUGGUCCCUGUCAAUGGCUUCACCAUGUUGCCAAAUGGGCUAUUAACAAGUAGACAAUUAGACAAUGGAUUCAAAGCUUGUGUCCCAAAUGGCACCAUAUAUAUAAUGUACUACUUUUGACCAGGGCCCAUAAGGUCAUUUUCCAGGCCAAGGGGACAAUUCCAAUGAAAAAGUUGGGAAAUGCAUCAUACAUCAGGUUUUUACUGUUGAUAUAGGACAAAGAGGCAAUCUCUGGCACUGUUAAAAUAUCACCUUUCUGUUAUCGUAUCUCUUUUAUCAUGAUGUCAGUUGUCAUAUCAUAUCUCUCUGUAUCAUGGUAUCAGUUGGCAUAUCUCUCUGUAUCCUGGUAUCAGUUGUCAUACCAUAUCUCUCUUUAUCCUGGUAUCAGUUGUCAUAUCUAUGUAUCAUGGUAUCAGUUGUCAUAUCUCUCUGUAUCAUGGUAUCAGUUGUCAUAUCUCUCUUUAUCAUGUUAUCAGUUGUCAUAUCUCUUUGUAUCAGUUAUCAUAGCUCUCUCUAUCCUGGUAUCAGUUGUCAUACCAUAUCUUUCUUUAUCCUGGUAUCAGUUGUCAUCUCUCUCUUUAUCAUGGUAUCAGUUGUCAUAUCUAUGUAUCAUGGUAUCAGUUGUCAUAUCUCUGUAUCAUGGUAUCAGUUGUCAUAUAUCUCUGUAUCAUGGUAUCAGUUGUCUUAUCUCUCUGUAUCAUGGUAUCAGUUGUCAUAUCUCUGUAUCAUGGUAUCAGUUGUCAUAUAUCUCUGUAUCAGUUGUCAUAUCUCCCUGUAUCAUCAUGGUAUCAGUUUUCAUAUCUCUGUAUCAUGGUAUCAGUUGGCAUAUCUCUCUGUAUCAUUGUAUCAGUUGUCAUAUCUCUCUUUAUCAUGGUAUCAGUUGUCAUAUCUCUCUGUAUCAACGUAUCAGUUGUCAUAUCGCUCUGUAUAAUGGUAUUAGUUGUCAUAUCUCUCUUUAUCAUGGUAUCAGUUGUCAUAUCUCUCUGUAUCAAAGUAUCUGUUGUCAUAUCGCUCUGUAUAAUGGUAUUAGUUGUCAUAUCUCUCUUUAUCAUGUUAUCAGUUGUCAUAUCUCUUUGUAUCAGUUGUCACAUCUCUCUGUAUCAUGGUAUCAGUUGUCAUAUCUCUUUGUAUCAGUUGUCAUAUCUAUUUGUAUCAGUUGUCAUAUCUCUCUGUAUCAUGGUAUCAGUUGUCAUAUCUCUUUGUAUCAGUUGUCAUAUCGCUCUGUAUCAUGGUAUCAGUUGUCAUAUCUCUCUUUAUCAUGUUAUCAGUUGUCAUAUCUCUUUUUAUCAGUUGUCAUAUCUCUCUUUAUCAUGGUAUCAUAUAUGUCUUUGUAUUAUGGUAUCAUGUAUCUCUCCACAUGGUGUCUGCUGUUGUGUCAUGGUAUCAUGCAUCUGUGUGUGUGUGUGUGUGUUAACUAACUCUAGUUUUGUUCUCCUCUCCAGACUUCUCUCCCCCAGCAUCGCCCCUCAGUGCCCUGUUCCCUCCGGCUCGAGGGGAAGGAGGGGAGUGUUUCGGUGAGCUGGAUCCCAUGCCUGUCUGGGACUGGAGUACAGCCUGGGUGGAGGAGAUGGAGGCGCAGUAUCGCGCCCAGUACCCCUCCCAGGCCGAUGCACCCCCCGCCUGCGACACCUGGGAGCAUCGUCGUGAUGACCGUCACUGUGAGGACCGCCGAGCCACCGGAGGGGGUAGGGUUUGAGGACGAGGGGGGUCAAGGACGACCUCACAGCGAUGAUUGGUUGGCUUGAUGAUGAUGAGUUGUUAUUCAAAUCCAUUUCAAUGCCAAGACAUGCAUUUAAUUUACUCAUGAUUUGUUAAGUACUCAUCGAAAAGCAGGAGAUAAACAAUGUAAUUGUAAGUUUCAUGCAUGAAUUAGAAAGUGCCAUUUGUUUUCCUGUGAGUGCUUUACAACAAGUCAUGAGUAGAAGAUGUAAUUGGGAAUUGAAUGAAGUUGACCAUUCAACCUCUCCCAUCCAGACCACUAUUGGUUACCUGAACUAGGUUUCCCAGAAUACCUCAGGGCAGUCUCUCCCAUGAAAAUAGAGUUCCUAGAAUGGGCAUCUUCUAUUUCUAUGGAUCCUCCUCCAUUUUGUGUUCUCCAUAUGUCCUAACCUGGGAUGGUCUUCCCAAGAGUUUAACCACAGACCCAAAAACAACAUAAAAAAAGUUUCAGUCACAUUUUCUCAACUCGUGUCAUACCAGGUCGUUCCAGAAUAAAUAUUUGGAGUGUUAUGCUUUUAGUGGCACUAUUACUGUAAUGCAGUGCAUUUUUCUUCUUCCAGAAUCUUCCAAGGGCUAUGAUCCUGCUAUCCUGGUUAAAACAGACACAACUGAACGCACAAUG
Messenger RNA from Coregonus sp. 'balchen', 26771 nucleotides. The record is from the annotation of a GenBank genome assembly. Lineage: Eukaryota; Metazoa; Chordata; Actinopteri; Salmoniformes; Salmonidae.